AUAUGUCUUCAUCAGUGCAACUCUUCAGAGAUCAGAAGUACCACGAGCUGAAACAGCAGUGUAUCCAGCAGAGACGGCUCUUCGAAGAUCCCGAGUUUCCAGCCUCAGAUGAGUCCCUUUUCUAUCAGUCAGCACCACCAAGGAGAGUUGAAUGGAAGCGCCCAAAGGACCUCUGUGAAGACCCCCGCCUGUUUGUGAAUGGAAUCAGCUCCCAUGACUUACACCAAGGCACCCUGGGGAACUGCUGGUUUGUGGCUGCAUGCUCCUGCUUGGCUCUGAGGAAGAGCCUCUGGCAGCAGGUGAUUCCAGACUUCAACGAACAAGAAUGGGACCCUAAAAACCCAGAGAAAUAUGCUGGGAUUUUCCGUUUCCGUUUCUGGUGCUUUGGAGAAUGGACAGAGGUGGUUGUUGAUGAUCUGCUGCCAACAAUGGACGGGAAGUUGAUCUACUGCCAUUCCAAUGUGAAAAAUGAAUUCUGGAGUGCAUUAUUGGAGAAAGCUUAUGCAAAGCUGGCUGGAUCUUAUGAAGCCCUAGACGGAGGCAGCGCUGCAGAUGCAAUUGUGGAUUUCACUGGAGCAGUGGCAGAAUCUAUUGAUUUGGUACAGGGCAAAUAUGGUGAGAUUAUUUCUGAGCAGAUGAAGCUGUUUGAAGACUUGCUGAAAGUGCAUAAAAGAGGCGGGUUGAUCAGCUGUUUCAUUACGACUUCCUCUGGCAGUGCCAAUGAAGUGGAGACAGAGAUGGGUCUUGUCAUCGGCCAUGCCUACUCAGUGACUGCAAUUCGGAAGCUGCGCCUUGGAGAAAGGCUCAUAUUCUCUUUUAAUGCAGAAAAGCUGUUCAUGAUCAGGCUGAGGAAUCCCUGGGGAAAAAGAGAGUGGAAUGGUGCCUGGAGCGACAAUUCUGAGGAGUGGAAGAAAGUCAGCAAUUCAGAACGUAAGAGCUUGGGACUGACUCUUGAGAAUGAUGGAGAGUUCUGGAUGACGUUUGAGGACUGGUGUAAGAAUUUCACUGACGUGGACAUCUGCCGGAUUGUGAAUACCUCCUACUUCAGUAUCCACAAGACCUGGGAGAAGAAAAUUAUGCAUGGGGCUUGGGCAAAGAAUUCAGAGCCCCUGCUAAAUCGCUCUGGUGGAUGCUUUGAUAACAAAGAGACUUUCCUUCAGAAUCCUCAGUACGUCUUUGAUGUUAAGAAGACUGAGGACAAAGUGCUGGUCUCAUUACAACAGGAGGAUCGCCGCAAAUACAAGAAAGAAGGGAAAGGAGACAGCAUCCCAAUUGGCUUUGAAAUAUUAAAGGUGGAGGAUAACAGAAGCUAUCGACUCCACAAGCUGACUGUGCAGGAGAGAGUGGCCACAUCUCUGUACAUCAACACACGCACUGUGUUUUUGAAGAGGAUCCUUAAGCAAGGCCGCUACAUCCUUAUCCCAACUACAUAUCAUCCUGGCAUCAUUACAAAGUUUAUCCUGAGACUCUUCACAGACGUGCCAUCAAAACUCAGGGAGCUGAAGGCAGAUAAGCCUAAAAUGACAUGUUGGAGUCUUCUUUGUGGCUAUCCACGCAGAGUCACCCAAAUCAAAAUUCAUUCUGCAGAGGGUUUACAGAAGCAGGACAGAUCAGGCGGAGCAGAUCCCUAUGUGCUUAUCAAGUGUGAGAAUCAAAGCAUGCGCUCCCCUGUGCAACACGAUACGACCAGUGCCAUCUUCGACACACAAGUGAUUUUCUACAGAAAGAACAUCGACAGUCCUAUCAUUGUCCAGGUCUGGAACAGCAACAUCUUGUGUGACCAGUUCCUCGGACAGGCAGUGCUGGCAGCUUCACCCAGUGACCCCAGAGAACAGCAGACUCUGCAGCUCCGAGGGAGAGGCAGCCAAGAAGCAGCCGAGGUGCCAGGUCACAUCACCGUCAAGGUUUUUUCCAGCGAUGACCUCGUGGAGCUAUGAAUACCAAAGCCCCGCAGAGCC
Messenger RNA from Gavia stellata (red-throated loon), 1958 nucleotides. It is a transcript of the gene CAPN6, whose product is annotated as calpain 6. Gene Ontology annotation, biological process: proteolysis. Bases 3 to 1937 code for a protein of 644 amino acids. The record is from RefSeq and is a predicted model, not a curated record. Gene Ontology annotation, molecular function: calcium-dependent cysteine-type endopeptidase activity. Gene Ontology annotation, cellular component: cytoplasm. Lineage: Eukaryota; Metazoa; Chordata; Aves; Gaviiformes; Gaviidae. The transcript has 12 exons.